This is a messenger RNA of Vespa velutina, 2772 nucleotides long. It is a transcript of the gene bou, whose product is annotated as U-scoloptoxin(05)-Sm1a. The record is from RefSeq and is a predicted model, not a curated record. The transcript has 4 exons. Gene Ontology annotation, biological process: regulation of synaptic transmission, cholinergic; sleep; positive regulation of voltage-gated potassium channel activity. Bases 110 to 574 code for a protein of 154 amino acids. Lineage: Eukaryota; Metazoa; Arthropoda; Insecta; Hymenoptera; Vespidae.
ACUCGGGUAAUAAUCCAAUAAAAUAAUUCGUGUAUAUGUAGUUAGUAGUACUCGUAGGUAACUUGUGUGUUUUUCGACUGUGUAAAGUAUAAGAUAAAAUCGUAUUGAAAUGACUAUUAAAGAUAUUACGAAGAUGCUUACGAUACUCGUGAUUUUUUUAAUCUACGUUGGAACAGUCCACAGUAUUCGAUGUUACCAAUGCACCAGCACAAACAACACACAUCCUUUUCAAUGCAACGAGUUCCUCACGAAUGACAUUGACAUAGAGCCAGAGUCUUGCGAUGCCAUUUUCGGAGCACAAUACUGUGUAAAACACAUUGGCCGAUUUGAGGCCCUGGAAUGUUACCAAUGUACAUCCGCGGACGAAUGGCAAUGCUCGGAUGGUGAAUUAAUUAAAGAUUCUCUACAACCAAUAAACUGCAGUCACAUUUACAAAGCGCAUUAUUGCGUCAAAACCAUUGGACGAUAUGGAGGUUUUCAUUCGUGGUUUAUUCGGUGGAGUUGGUACAAAAAGAUUUUGCUCAACUUCGCACUUGGGAAAUUACUGCAACUAUGUGCUUCAGCCGGGAGAUAAACUAACAUAUCGAACGUGCAUCUACACCUGUAAUAGCGAUGGAUGCAAUUCUGUAUCUACUUUAAGGUCUACAGUCAGUGUUUCCAUUAUAUUACUUCUUUUACUCACCCUAUUUUAUAGAUGAAGACUCAGCAUCGUUAAUAAAAACAAUCAUAUUCAUAUAUCAAAUUUUAUGACAAUAUAUUACUUAUAUUUUACUAUUUGGAAAAUGAGUAUAGUUUACAUAUAUAAAUAUUUUGGUUGUAUUAUCAAUAUUUCGUGCAUGAUAAUUAUUCUGUUUCUUUAACAUUUAUUUGUCGACAAACUUUAAUUAAAUAAUCUAUGCAUUUUGAUAAUAAAUGUGUAAUCUUAAACUCUAAUACGAGAAUAUUUUCUAAUACGAGUAAUCUGUAAAAUUUUCUUUGGCAUAUUAUUUUAUUAUAACGAGUAAUACAACAAAUAUUAAGAACAUUUUAUUAUAGAGCAUACAUGACAUGUGUAUAUGUAUUUGUAUUUACUCUUUUUAUGUUAUUUAUCUGUUUUAAUGCACAAGUAAAAAAGUAGCAAGAUUAUAUGAAUAUUAUAUUGUUUGUCUAAUUUGUUUUAAUUUAUAUAUAUAUAAUAUAUAUAUAAUAAGAAUAUUACUUUGAACUUCUAAUUUUGUUUGUACAUUUGAAACUUGAUAUAAUUUUAUGUACGAAUUGGAAAAAUGUUCAAAAGAAAUAUUAGAAAUCCAUUAAUUUAAUACGCAAUUUGCAUAAAUCUUCAUAAUAAUGUACUUGAUAUCCACAUAUUUUAUAUAUGCAAUACAAAUUUGUAAAAAAAAAGAACUUACGCAUGCAAUUUCAUCUCAUUUUCAUGAACAUUUAAGAUUAUUUUGUUCUUAAAGCACGAAUAUAGCAGACUAUUUGGUUUCACAAUUUGCACGAAAUGUAUAAAAAGUUUAUAUAAAGGAUACUGAUGAAAUUCUUUGACUAAAAGGCAUUAUCAAGCGUUACUGAUGUUGUAAUUUACGCACUUGUUCUUCUAAUUCCUUUAUACGAAGUUGGCUGUUAGCAAGCUGACGGCGCAUCAACCGCAAUUCAUCUGCUUGACGUACAUAUGCCAAUCUAAGUUCUGCUUCGUUGUUAGGAACGUCAAUGGUUUCGAUAACUUUAUUGUUGCUUAACGAUGUUGUUAUUAUAUUAUUCUGUAAAAAAUAACUUUGCUUGUAAUUGACUAUACUAUACGUGGGACAUAAUCUUCGCAAAAUAGUAAAAAAAUAGAUUACUUUACGAGGUUUUUUUAUCGUUUUCUUACUUGUAAAUUUACAUUGGCAAAUUUUUGCUGUAACUGUUGAAAUUUAGUGCUUUGAUUGCUGGAUGUUUUUUGACUUUUCUCCGUUAUAUUAUGUAACUCUACUGGUCUGUAAUCAGGGACAGUUUCAGUAGACAAAAAUGCAAAUUUUUUCUUAUUAUUUAAAUCUGUCGCUGGAGGUAAUAAUGGUUGCUUGUAUACGCGUGGUUUAUGCGUAGAAAUACUACCACCUAUGGAAGUAACAAUAGAAAAAAAUAAUAAUUAUAAUGUUUAUGAUUAUCAGACAUCUACUUAAAUUUACAUUAAAAUGAUUUUAUACCUGUUUUAAGUGAUAUUAAUAUUGGUGGAUUAUUCAUGCCACUGAUCCAAUCUCUUGCUGAAAGUGCAGGACAGGUACCUAUAGUAUCAGGAUACAAGUCUUCUUGAAAUUGGUCGCUCUACAAAAUAGAACAUAAAAACACUAAAACAUGUAAAUUAAUAUCAGUUAAUAUUGUUGUUAAGUAUAUUACUUGUAGUUAUAGGUCACAUAACUUGUUAUUGAGUUUACUUUUUUUUUUACCUUUCGAGGUACAAUCAUGGAAAUCGGUUCACACAUGCCUCGAGUUGCAUGUAAUUUAUAAAAUCUAAAAACCUCGCAAAUACUUGUAUUUAUGCCUCUUUUUGGCAUUACACCUAAUCCUCUUUGUGGAUUACCAGAGAUGAAUUGACUGAGAUAAUGCAUCCAUGGAACUUCAUUAACUACCUCAUAAUACCGAAUAUUACCAUCACCCUGUAGAAAACAAAUGUUAAAUUUUUUAUUUAAAGAUAUUCACUAUAGUAAUAAUUACUACAGUGAAAGUCAUACCUGAAAAUAAGUAAAAAGAAAUUUUUCUUUAUUCUAAUCUGUAUAUAUAUUAAUAUUAAAGCAAUAUUAUCUUCUUGGA